This is a messenger RNA of Papilio machaon (common yellow swallowtail), 274 nucleotides long. Its product is annotated as cytochrome c oxidase assembly factor 4 homolog, mitochondrial. The coding region runs from base 22 to 231 and encodes 69 amino acids. The transcript is spliced from 2 exons. Lineage: Eukaryota; Metazoa; Arthropoda; Insecta; Lepidoptera; Papilionidae. Gene Ontology annotation, biological process: mitochondrial respiratory chain complex IV assembly. The record is from RefSeq and is a predicted model, not a curated record. Gene Ontology annotation, cellular component: mitochondrial intermembrane space.
UUUAAGUAAACUAAAUAUAUCAUGACCGUAAGACCUCGAGAAAAACUAUCGGAAGGAGAUGAUGAUCCCGUGGAGGCUAUGCUUAAAAAAAGUGGCUGCUUAGAGUUGCAUUAUAAAGUGCAGGAAUGUAUCGCCACUACAAAAGACUGGAGGAAAUGUCAGACAGAAGUGAGUGAUUUCAGAAGCUGUAUUGAAAAACACAAGAAUGUAAACACAAGAAAUAAAAGUUGAAGUUUUUAGUCAAAAUAAAAUUAUUUAAUUCAUGAAAAUUUAG